Messenger RNA from Paramecium sonneborni, 3133 nucleotides. NCBI's taxonomy places the organism in Eukaryota, Ciliophora, Oligohymenophorea, Peniculida, Parameciidae. The record is from the annotation of a GenBank genome assembly.
AUGAUUCCCUAUCCUCCAAUAAUUUAACAAACUCUUAGGUCAGCAAAUCAAAGUAGUGGAUUCAAAGAGUCUGAAGAUAAAUUUUAACAUUCCACACCUAAAUAUGUUCUUAAAGUUCCAAUCCCUUCAUUACCAACAUUGCAAUAACAAAAUUAAUCUGAUAAAAAAAGUAAAUCAGGACUUAAGGAGAAUAAUUUUAGUGCAAUUACAUUUGAUUAGAAGUAUUAAUUGACAAUUCAAAAAGAAAAUGGAAUCCAGAUAGCCAAGGUUCUGAUAAUAAGUGUGUAUUGUCUUAAUCAGCUAAGAAAGUUAAUACAGAAAAUGAUGAUGGAUCAAGUAUUGUUGAAAAGUCUUUUACAGAAGCAGCAUAAAAGAUAUUGAAAAUUAAAAAUCUUGAAUUAGAAAAUAAAAUUUCAUUACUUGUUAUUGAAAAUGAACGUCUCACUACAUUUCUUAAUGAUUAAUUUUAAGAAAAUGAAAAAUUAACUAAUGAUGUAUAAAAUUAUUAAGCAAAUCUUUAAGAUUUAUCAAAAAACUAUGAAGAUAAAUUAAAUAUAGUUUUAUUAGAAAAUGAAAAAAUUGUAGCAAUUAAUCAAACUUUGACUAUGAAAAAUGAAUAGAUGUAAAAUCAAAUUAAAAGAUUAUUAAAUGAAAAAGAUGAUGAAAUUAACAAAACUAAAAAAGAAUGGGCAGGCAAAUACUAAUAAUAAAUUAAUUAAAUUGAUGAAAUGAGAAAAAGUGAAAUUAAUUAAGUAGAUAAUAGAAUUGAAAUCUUACAAUACGAAAAAUCUGAAUUACAAGCCUUAAUAUAAGAGUAAUAAAGAAAAUUAAUGGAAUUUCAAAUGGAAAUUUAAGUUAAAGAUCACUCUUUAGUUGAUUUGGAAAAUAUUAAGGUUGAUUUAGCAUCUAAAAUUCAUAAAAUUGAAAUGAUGAGUCAAACCAUAUUGGCCUAAGAAAAAAGAAUAAAUGAUUUAGAAUCUAGAUUAGAUAUUAUGGUAGCAGAUAAUAAGUAAUUACAUGAUGUUAAUGAAUAAUUAAAUUAAACAUAAAGAAUACUUUAAGGAACUAUGGAAGAUAGAUAAAUUGAGUUUGAUAGGGAAUCUCAUAAACAAAAAGAUUUUUAUGAGUUGGAAUUAAAAUCUUUGAGUAGCAAAAAUAAAUAGUAAAUAGAAGAGAUUAAGCUGUAACACUAAGAAUAAUUGCAGAGUUAGAGAGUUUAGAUUGAAAAUGAAUUAAUUAAGGAAUUAGAGUAAUAUAAAAUGGAAUUGGAGACUAAGUAGAAUGAAUUGAAUAAUAAUUUAUUAAUUUGGUAGGAGAAGGAGAGGAAUAUCAAAUAGGAAAAUAAAAAAGAAAUAGAAAUAAAAGAUUAAAUGAUAACUACAUUAAAAUUUUAAAAUUAGAGUUUAUAAGAUUAAAUGAAUCAAUUAUAAACAUUAAUUAAUAAGUAUGAUAUUGAUAUAUAUAAGAAUGUAAGAAGAUUUUGAUAGUCAAUAUAGUUCGAAGGAGACAGAAUGUGUAAAGAUGGCUAAAAACAUUCAUGUGAAAGAAUAGGCAUUGAAAUAGAUGAGUUUAAGAUUGGAUGAGAUUUGUAAGUAAUUGAAGAUUUUGGAAGAAUAAAGAGAUGAAUAAAGUAAGGAGAUGAAGAAUAAGAAUGAUAAAGUUAGAGAUCUUGAAAUGAAAAUAGAUAUUGUUGUUAAAGAUAAUGAUAGUUUAGAAAAUUAGGUGAGAAAUACUUAAACUUAAGUAAAUAUUGUAAAUAGAUUUAGUUAAAAUUAUUGGAAUAGAGAUAUGCAAAUUUAGAAUAAUCAAGUGAAUAGAAGAUAGAAGAUAUGAAGAUACAAUAUGAAUUAGAAGUGUAAGCAUAAAUAGAGUAAUGUAUUACUUAGUAUUAAUAAACAAUAAAAUAUGAGUAAGAUCAUUCUGAAUAAUUAUUGAAGAAUUUAAAGAAAUAGUAAGAGAAGGCUAAACAUUUUGAAUUGUUAAGUUAAUAAUAAUUAAAUGAUAUGGAAAAAUUAAAUAAAAGAAUAGAAGAGUUGAUUGAUGUAUGUGAAUAGAAUGCAUCAAAAAUGAUGAUAUUAGAAAAUCUUCUUAAAGAAAGAGAUAAUGAAUAUGAUGUUUUAAAUCAAAAAUUAUUCUCAAUUACAGAAAACUAUGAAUUGUAAAUAAUAAAAUAAUUUUAAGGUAAAUUGAUGUAUUGAAGAGAUAAAUGUAUGAUAUGGGUAUUCAAAAUGAAGAAUUGGCAAAUAAUUUUAAUUAAAAACAAGAAGAAUAUAUAAGUAAAUGUGAUUAAUUAAAUUUAGAGUAUGAUGAAUAAAAGAAGAAAAUAAUGAAUGAUUUGGCAGAUGUAACCAAAUAAAGGAUUGAUUAAGACUAAUUACUAAAGAAGAUGAGAAUAUAAGUUUAAAGUUUAGAUGAAGAAAAUAGAAAAAACUCUGAAGAUUCUCAUAAAUUUAAGAAUUAGGUUUAUUAAUUACAAUAAGAAAUUGAAGAGAUUACUCAAAGUUUACAAUUAAAUUUUGCUGAAAAAGAACAGGAAUUAUAGAAUAAAUAUGAAAAUACCAUAAUUGAUUUAACUUAAUAGUUGAAUAAUUUAACAUUUAAAUAUAAUGAUUUAGUUAGAAAAGAGAAAGACAAUAGAUUUAGAUUGAAAUUGUUGAAAAGCAAUCCUUAAAUGAAAUUUCCAUCAGAAAUGGAAGAUGAAAAUUGUUAUGAGACAAUGAAGAGAAAGAUGGAAGAUUAAUCUUAAUAUCUACAAAGAUUGAUUUUGGAAAAUGAUGAAUUAAAACAACAAUAAUAUUCACAUAUUAGUAAAGGCCCAUAAAAUGAGUAAAUAAAAUAGAAAUCUUAAAGAUAAAGCAUGAAUAUGAUAAAAGAUUACACUACUUAAGAUACAGAACGAACAUUACAUCAAAAUGAAUAUAAGAAAUCUAUGAAUCCUUUUAAAUAGCAGCCAGUAAAAGUUGUUUCAGUAUUUAUUAUUAUUAUUAUUAAGGUUAUGAAUAAUUCUCAGAAUAUUCUUGAAUAAAGAUAUAGUAGCAAUAGGCCAAUAGAGAGAGAUGUUUAUCUAGGCUAAACAUAAAAUACAAGGACCGAACCUCAUUUGUAUAGGAAAUAAUCAUUAUAGCGAUUUUGA